AUGGCGAGCUGUGGAAGUCAGUCAGCAGCUCGGAGGACGGGGUGGCUGCAGCUGCCGGUAGAGGCUUUCCGUGACGCGGCGUCUGCCAUGGAACAAGAGAAAGAAAUCCUGCUAGAAAUGAUCCACAAUAUACAGAACAGCCAGGACAUGAGGCACAUCAGUGAAGGCGAGAGAGAAGAACUUAAUCUGACUGCUAAUCGUCUGAUGGGCCGAACCCUGACAGUGGAGGUUUCUGUGGAAACCAUCCGCAAUGCCCAGCAGCAGGAAUCCCUGCUGCAUGCCACGAAGAUGAUCGAUGAAAUUGUCAAUAAACUUCUCGACGAUUUGGAAGACGCCAAAAUCCGCUUAAUGUCGCUUUACGGCGCCUGCACAUCUGACGUGCCAGCAGGACCCAUCGACCAGAAGUUCCAGUCUGUGGUUAUCGGGUGUGCCAUUGAGGAUCAGAAGAAGAUCAAAAGGCGGCUAGAGACUCUGCUCAGAAACUUGGAAAACUCUGAGAAGUCAAUCACAUUGCUGGAGCACCAGAAAUCAUCUGUUCGACAGUCUUGCAACAGCAAACAGGAUUAA
Messenger RNA from Opisthocomus hoazin, 567 nucleotides. The record is from RefSeq and is a predicted model, not a curated record. Lineage: Eukaryota; Metazoa; Chordata; Aves; Opisthocomiformes; Opisthocomidae.